CACGUUUGUCCUGUACACAGUCUAUUGCAUGGUAAAGGAUAACAUUUCUACUCUUUUUAUUUGAGAGGAACAUUUUAACAAAGGAGGUUCAUUUUAGAAGAAGAAUCUGCGGCUACGUCAUCAGUUAUUAAUCAGCUCUUCUUUGUGAAUCACAGAUCACAUUCUGCUGACUUUUUCACCAGGAAGACAUUUUUUGUUUUUUGCAAAGAUAAAAAAAUGGAUGCUAGAGUAAAAGAGGACAGAUCAAUGCCAAAACCAGGACCCAAAUGGUUCAAACUAAGUUAUUUUUUAUUUUUGCUGAAUAUCAGUAGUAUUGUUGCUCCAGUCACAGGAUUUUCAGUUAAGUCAUGCCGAAUCACUAAUAAUACUGCCAUAUGUUCCACGAAUGAACUAAAACUAAAAUCUGUCCCUGGAGGAAUUCCCGCAACCAUUACAAUUUUGGACUUGUCUGUGAACCAAAUUUCUAAAUUGCAAGUGUCAGAUUUCAAAAAUCUAUCUGUUUUGAUGCAUUUAGACCUUCAACGGAACUCUAUUUCUCAUAUCGACACGGGCACUUUCAGAAAUCUGAUUUCCCUCAAAUGGUUGAAUCUAAAUCAUAAUAAACUUGUUAAGCUUGGACAUGAUCUUUUUGAAGGUUUGAGCAAUCUCACAGAGCUCAGAAUGAAUAAUAAUAGCAUUAAAGCUGUGUCAUCCACCUCGUUAAGGUCCUUAACAAGCUUAACGCUUUUGGAAAUCUCCAGCAACAAACUGCACCACAUAACAACAUUUAAUUCAGUAAUACAGAACCUAACACAUUUACAGAUGCUGUCAGUUGAAGACAACAAUUUACCCACUUUCAAGUCAUGGGAAAUGACAAAUGUCUCUCUAAAACUUACGCAACUUAAUUUGUCUCAGAAUCGCUUUUCAGUCUUUAGUAUCACUGCAGAUGUUUUUCCAAAUCUUAAAUUGUUGAACAUCAGCCGCACUUAUAAAAAACAACCGCUGAAAUGGGAGGUUGGUAAGACUUUUCUUAGUCAAGUUUCCACUCUUGAUAUAAGUGGGCUUCAAAUUACUCCUGUUGACAGGAAAACAAUACAAGAGCUCUUCAACUUCUCACUGACCUCUCUGACGAUGAAUGCGAUGAAACAAAAAAACCUUAGAAAACGAAUCAAUAUGUCCUGCACCAUCCCAACAGUAACCAAACUCCAUCUCCAACGUAACAACCUCUCUUUUAUCAGGUCAAAUUUGUUCCAGGGGUGUAUUCAUGUAAAAGAGUUAGAUUUAUCAGAUAAUCGAAUACGAAAUAUUUCAGACAAGGCCUUCACAUAUCUUCAAGGUUUAAGGAUCUUAGAUCUGAGUCAAAACAAGCUUUUAUCUGUUCCAGCUGCCACUAGCAAUCUACCAAGACUUGAAAAGUUGUCUCUCCAAAUGAAUAACAUCAGGAGACUUGAGUAUCACGAUUUCACCAAUCUGACAGGGCUCAGAGAGCUUAACCUUCAUCAGAAUAAGAUUUCAGCUCUACAAAAAUGUGUUUUCAAGGAUUUAAUAGGAUUGCAAGUUUUAAAGCUAGAGGCAAACAACAUCUACAACUUAGGAGAUGCUUUCAAAGAGUUCUUACCAAAUCUUACACAACUGCAUUUGAAUGCAAAUAGACUCACCACCAUUCAGCGGGGGGAUUUUCAAGGCUUGCAAUCCCUCAAGAUAUUGUCAUUACAUGAAAAUCAAAUAGAGAAACUUGCAAAUGGCUCCUUUAUCGGAUUGACGGAUCUAACUGUUAUUCAGCUGCAAUCAAAUAGUUUAAAAGAAUAUACAUUCAGAGAUGCUUUCAAUGAUCUAAUACAUUUGAAAAGAUUGGAAUUAAGUGAGAAUCACAUUCGAUACCUCAACGAUAGCGAUCUUCUGCCUGAUCCACCAUUUUCUCAGCUGUCCGAUCUGGAGAUACUGGCUAUGCCAGUGCAACACAGAAAGUUGAGGUUUCAUCUGCCUCGCAACUUUCUGAAAGGUUUGACUAACCUUUCGUAUUUCGAUGCAAGGAACAUGCAUCUUCUGCAUUUCCACAAAGACAUGUUUAUUUACACGCCUAAACUGCAAAAACUUGACAUUAGCGGAAACAACCUAAAAGAUCUUUCUCCGGAUCUGUUUUCCCCAAUUGGUAACCUUAAAAACCUCUACAUAUCUAGAGGGUUAGUUCUUGGGUCUCUAGAUUUCCUUAUUGAUGCCAACCUUACAAACCUAGAGUUUCUACAGGCAAGAAAUAAUGAAUAUUCAGUUAUCAGUAUGGAAGUUAUAAAGUCCCUACCGGCUCUCGCUUACAUUGAUCUUAAGGGCAAUAGUUUCACCUGUGACUGUGAUAAUGUCUGGUUUGGCCAAUGGGCAGUUAAUGACCUGCAAACACAAGUGUUUGGCGCCUCCAACUUUGAGUGCAACUAUCCAAAAGGCCUUAAAGGUAAGAAACUGUUGGACCUAGACGUACGGUCCUGCAUGGUGGACAUUGAAUUUGUCUACUUCAUCACCACCACAUGUAGCAUACUCCUGUUUAUGGUGGUGACCUUCACCUACAAUUUCCUGAGGUGGCAACUGGCCUACGCCUACUACAUCUUCCUGGCUUUGCUCUUUGACACAAAGUAUAAAAACAAGCAAGCUCCAAAUCAGUAUGACGCCUUCAUCUCCUACAACACCCAUGAUGAGCCAUGGGUCAUCAAAGAGCUGGUGCCAAAACUGGAAGAAGAGCAGGGCUUCAAAUUGUGUCUGCACCAUCGAGACUUCGAGCCAGGUAAACCCAUCAUUGACAACAUAACAGAUGCCAUUUAUGGAAGCAGGAAGACAAUCUGUGUCAUCAGUCGCAAAUAUCUUGAGAGUGAAUGGUGCUCCAGAGAGAUCCAGGUGGCCAGCUUCCGCCUGUUUGAUGAGCAGAAGGACGUGCUGGUUCUGGUGUUUCUGGAGGAUAUUCCCACCUCUCAGCUUUCUGCUUACCACCGCAUAAGGAAGCUGCUGAAGAGGCAGACCUACCUGAGCUGGCCUCAAGCUGAGGAGCAUCCCGAGCUGUUCUGGGUGAAGCUCUGCAAGGCUCUAAAGAACAGAGAAGAUAUCAAUGAGGACAGAUUACUCCUCACUGUGGGGGACAGACCAUGAUGGAAAGGAAAUACAAUCCUCUUUAUGUGAGAUUUGGAGUCGUAUUGGAAUUUGUUGUUUUUUUCAAAAAUGUAACAAAGUAUACCUGAAGGAGGUUUCUGGGAUUACAUUCCCUACCAACUACUGUAGAUCAGCUGCUCUUACAGGUUUAACUGAAAUGGAAAUUAAUUUCAAUAGUUUCCAUACACACAAACUGGAAGACAAAGUUGACUAAGUAUGAGUGAAAUGUGUUUUUUCCAUAAGCAGGUGAGCCCUACCUUUCACUUUAGAAUGGGGCAGUGAACAGAUAGUCAUGAUUAUGAUCAUCUUUUAGGAUGCCACAGUUUGAUUUCACUCAUUGACAGUUUUCCGCAACACUUGGAAAACUGUCUCUUGUAAAAAUGUAUAUUUUGAAUUUAAACAUUUAUUUUAACUUCUUUGAUUUUAUCUUAAAAGCAGUGAGCACAAAAUGAGCUCUCUACUUUUCUACGUUUUUGUUCAUCCCAUAACGCUUAAAAAUGCAUGUUUUACAGUCAAGCUUUAUUCAAACCUACAGGACUUUACUUCUCCCAAAGUUUCACGAGAUACAAAAACUGUAAACUUCAAAUUAUGGGAAAUGUUAAAGGUCCCCUAAUAUACUGUUUUUCAUCAAUAUAUUAUAUGUCUCAGAUAUAUUCAAAACAUGUCUCUGAAGUGCAGUGUAGCAUCCCAUAAACCCCUUUGUUUCAGCCCUGUUUCAAAAGUGCUGAUUCUCUGUCUUUUACUUUAGAUGAAGUUAAGAUUAGAUUAGAUGAGAUCCAGAUGAUAAGGUGGGGGGGGGGGGGGUGUUACCGUUAUUGGCUAAUAGUUACACAAGCCAAACAAUCAUUAUGACAUCAUAAAGUGGCCAAAAUCUGAUCAUCUCAUUUUCAGAAAGGUUUUUAUGCAAAUGGUUCAGGACAAAGAGUGAGGGAAUCUUUUUUCCUGAAGCUUUCAGAAUCUCUUUACACAAAGGGGACACAUGUUUGUGUAUAAAAGACAUGAAAACGUGGAUUUUGCAUAAUAAGUGACCUUUAAUUGUGCGAAACUCUAGGAUAUUGUUGAAUUAAAUAUCAAUGAAAAGCUAGAACAAUGUGUAGAACAAAUAUGAUACAAUCAAACAGUGUGGAAUAAGAUGAUUUUAAAACUAUUCUAUUAAAAACAUUUUUUAAAUCUUAUAUUUCAAAUUAGUUUUUAUCGUUUAUGCCUAUUUACUUGAUUAAUUAUCAGAAAACUGAUUUUUCAACUCUAUUCUCUUGUCGUUGUGAUUUAUCUACUGUUAUAUUAUGUCUACUGUAUUGUGCUCAUCUUGAUUCUUUGCACCCUAUUUGAAAUUCUGACCUUUGGUUUACUCAUUUAACACUGUAAACUAGGAUAACAUUUAGAAUGUGCAGCAGAUAUAAUAAUUGUUUUUAUUAAAAAGGGUGGUAUGUAACAUGUGGAUAUGCUGAAUGUUAUGAAACUCAGACAAAUGCAUUAUUAAACAUCUCUGUUUUUAUUAA
Trematomus bernacchii (emerald rockcod) is the source of this 4610-nucleotide messenger RNA. RefSeq names its product toll-like receptor 13. The transcript is spliced from 4 exons. Gene Ontology annotation, molecular function: protein binding; transmembrane signaling receptor activity. Gene Ontology annotation, biological process: immune response; toll-like receptor signaling pathway. Gene Ontology annotation, cellular component: membrane. Bases 217 to 3111 code for a protein of 964 amino acids. The record is from RefSeq and is a predicted model, not a curated record. Lineage: Eukaryota; Metazoa; Chordata; Actinopteri; Perciformes; Nototheniidae.